Messenger RNA from Drosophila miranda, 1465 nucleotides. RefSeq names its product 23 kDa integral membrane protein. The coding region runs from base 130 to 816 and encodes 228 amino acids. The record is from RefSeq and is a predicted model, not a curated record. Lineage: Eukaryota; Metazoa; Arthropoda; Insecta; Diptera; Drosophilidae. Gene Ontology annotation, cellular component: membrane. The transcript has 5 exons.
UCGAUAAGUCCGCGGUCACACUGUUUCUGUAGCUUUGUAAAAUUUUUCCCGUUGAACGUGUCGGUUACGCGCUGGUUUUUAACGCAAUUUUUUAAAAGAAAAGGUGAUUUCAGAAAAACUCCCAUCAAAAUGGACUGUGGAACAUCUCUCGCCAAAUACAUACUCUUCAUAUUCAAUACCAUUGUGUCGGUCAUCGGCAUUCUGAGUAUUGUGUAUGGCGUGCUGAUCCUUAAGAGCAUUGGCACCAUUGAGGUGAAUGGACAGGUGGGCUUUCCCCCGCAGGCCCUCAUGCCGAUCAUCUUGAUCGGCAUCGGGUCGAUUGUCGUGUUCAUCUCGUUCCUGGGCUGCUGUGGAGCGAUACGCGAGUCGGUGUGCAUGACCAUGAGCUAUGCCGUCUUCCUGUUGAUCCUGCUGAUCGUGCAGCUGACCAUUGUGGUGCUGCUGUACACCAACAAGGACAAGUUCGAGGAAGCCAUGGGCAGGGUCGUCGACCAGGCCUGGGAGUCGCGUGAGGCCCGUGAGGGAGGUGUCUUUGAUGCUAUUCAGAAAUCGUUGAAAUGCUGCGGUCGUGCUUCAUCGGCCGAUUAUUUGAUCAAUCUGCAAGCACUGCCCGAUAGCUGCUGCGACGGAAGCUGCCUGAACCCGGCUAACAUCUAUGGAGGAUGCCGUGGCAAGUUCGUGGACUUUAUGUCUGUCAGCACUGACAACGCCAAGUAUGUGGCCAUCGGCCUGAUUGGAGUUGAGCUGGUUGGCUUCAUCUUCGCCUGCUGCUUGGCCAACAACGUGCGCAACUACAAGCGUCGGAAUGAAUACUAAGGCAAUGUGCAGCUCAGACGCAUCCGCAUCCGCACAACAUCCACAAAACACACACAAAAACACGCACACACAUUCUCAUUAACUCUUUAUCGUCGUUGAACACACACCUACUCACACACAGAAUUUGACAAAAUGAAGCCAAGGAGGAGAGAGAACACUUUGGAGUAAACCAUUUGGUUAAAAAUAAUUAAAUUAUGUGUCAAAAAAUGAUGGAGUAGACAAGAAAAAUGCUUAGUCUAAGGCGAUAUGAAACGCUUACAUUUUGUAUAUCCUAUGUAUUAUUGAAAUAAUUCGUAUAUUUGCGUACUGAAUGAGCAAGCGAUACAAUUCCCAAAGCCUUUGUACAAUCCACUCGAACUUGUUGAGCCGAAAUCCGAACGAGAACACCCCCAAUGGAGCUGGUGGUAGAGCCACGCUGAAACGUAACCAUAACCAUUUUAUUGUUUUUUUAACUGUUGAAAAAACCCCGCUCCAAAUGAAAUAUAACCUUUAUAUAAAGUUAUUAAAUAUACAAUACAUACAUAUAUGUACACUGUUCAUUCUAUUCAUAUUUGUAUAGUAGAAUCUCUGGAUAAGAUUUGAAUUUUUGUAAAAAUGCAUCAGGUCAGCGAGAACCUCGAACAUUUAUGAAUAAAGCAUUUACUAUGUA